AUGGGGCAACUUAACGAAGACGAAUGGCCUGCUCCGGCUGAUCUGUGUUUUUGCCAAGUAUCCUUAGCACUUCUGUCUAACAAGUCGUCAUCGGGAGGGUUGGAGUGUGAUUUGGGCGGCCUAUCUGAUGAAUUGGCUCCAAAGCGGUCGUCACUGCAUGCCGGAUUGGUAGAGAUCAAUAUGUUCUUCAAGAUCAACAAACACCUCAUGCCAUCAAACCCCGACGACGUUGUUCGAUUGGAUGGCAUUUGGAAAAAAAAAAUCCCCAAGCGUACUAUCAUGUAUCUGUACGACGGUGAAGAUGCUACUAAACAGGAACGUGAAUCAGCUGAUUGA
Marchantia polymorpha subsp. ruderalis is the source of this 336-nucleotide messenger RNA. The record is from the annotation of a GenBank genome assembly. NCBI's taxonomy places the organism in Eukaryota, Viridiplantae, Streptophyta, Marchantiopsida, Marchantiales, Marchantiaceae.